AUGGCAAAAAAAAGAGUAAAGAAACCAAAUACUUGGGAUCCAAAUUAUAAUAAAAGUAAUAAAAAAUCCAAAUUAGAAUCAAAUGAAAAUAAAGUUGAAACUAAUAAUAAUAAUGAAAUAAUAAUAGGUAAUAAUAGUGGUAGUGGUAAUGAUGCAUAUAUAACAACAGCAGGUGAUAAAAAGAUUGAUAGUAAGAACUUUUGGAAUAAUAUUGAACCAAAGAGUGAAAUAUUUGAACAAUACUACAAGGCAAUGGGUAUCAUUGAUAAUGAAGAAGAGUUUAAAAAGAUGUUUGAAUUAAUGGGUAAACCAUUACCAACCACAUUUCGUAUUAAUACUACGAUUGGAAAGAGUUUACAAUCAUUGGUAAUCGAUCAAUUGAAAGAGUUGGUCAGUGAGAGUAGUGGUUAUAAAGACAUUGAAAUCGAUGGUGAAUUGGUUGAAUUGCCAUCACCAUUUUCAUGGUAUCCAAAUGAAAUGGCAUGGAAAUCGUCAAUUCCAAAGAAAUCAUUUAAAAAGAAUCCAGAGUUAUCAAAAUUCCAUCAUUUCUUAGUCCACCACAAUCAACAAGGUAAUAUCACUCGUCAAGAAGCAGUCUCAAUGAUUCCACCACUCUUUUUAGAUGUUCAAUCACAUUAUAACAUUUUGGAUAUGUGUGCUGCACCAGGUAGUAAAACCACCCAAAUCCUUGAAGACCUUCAUAUGAAACAUAAUUUAGAGAAUGAGGAAAUCAUUAAAAGAUCAUUAAAAGUCGAUGGUGGUGAUUCUGGUUCAUCAAAUGAAAAACCAUCAAUUUAUAUUCCAAAGGGUUGUAUCAUUGCAAAUGAUGUCGAUACAAAUCGUUGUUAUAUGUUGGUUACUCAAACCACUCGUCUUGGUAGUCCAGCAAUUAUCGUAACCAAUCAUGAAGCUCAAAAUUUCCCAUUACUCUACUCAAAGAAUAGUGAUGGUAGUGAAUCCCCAAUUUACAUGGACAGAAUUCUUUGUGAUGUGCCAUGUAGUGGCGAUGGUACCACUAGAAAGAAUCCAGAGGUUUGGAAAAAAUGGACUCAUGCAGGUUCAAUUGGUUUACAUCAACUUCAAAUUAAAAUUGCAACUCGUGGUUGUCAAUUAUUAAAGGUUGGUGGUCGUAUGGUUUAUUCAACAUGUUCAAUGAAUCCAGUUGAAAAUGAAGCAGUCAUCGCUCAAAUCAUUCAAAAAUCUGGUGGUUCUAUUAAAUUGGUUGAUGUUUCAUCACAAUAUCCAUCAUUAAUUCGUAGACCUGGUCUUCAUAGUUGGACUGUCAUUGAUAAGGCUGGUAAUUUCCCAACCUUUGAAAGUCAACCGGAAGAUAAAAAAUAUAAAUUAAGUAAAACCCUUUGGCCACCAACACCACAAGAAGCAAUCGAUAUGCAUCUUGAAUAUUGUAUGCGUGUUUAUCCACAUCUCCAAGAUACUGGUGGUUUCUUUAUUGCUGUUUUAGAAAAAGUUUCAGAUUGUCCAAAUCAAAUUGGUAAAAAAACUGGCCCAUUAAAUCAAAUUGAUAAUGAUCAAACUAUAAUAACAACAACAGCAACAACAACAACCACCGAUAAUACUACUACUACAGAUGAAAAAACUACAGAAACAACAAUAGAAAAUCAACCAAAAAAACAAAUUAAAAAUGAUAGACAACCAAAAUUAAAAGAAAGAGAUAAGAGACAAAAAUUCUUUGAAGAACCAUUUACAGUACCAAGUGAAGAAUUAAAGAAAGAAUUGGAUGUAGUUUCUAAAUUUUAUGGAUUAAUUGAAUUUCCAAUGGGUAAUUUAUUAACAAGAGGUAAAAAUAGUCAAAAGAUUUAUUGGGCAUCAGAUAGUGUUCUCUCAAUCAUUAGUAAUGAAUCCAAUAACUCAUUAAAGGUUAUUAAUUGUGCAUUGAAAUUAUUCCAACGUCAUGAUGGUUUAGGUGCAAUGGAAUGUGCUUAUAGAAUAUCACAAGAUUCUGUACUUUGGAUUGAACCAUUCUUGAGCAAACGUAUCAUCACUAUGACUCAUGACGAUUUGGUUAUGAUUUUCAAAAAGAAUGAACCUUUCUUCACCGAUUUCAAUGAAUCAAUUUGUGAUCAAUUAAAAGCUAUGGAACCAGGUUGUUUCGUUAUUAAAAUUAGUGGUGCUUUACGUGAAACUCUAUCAUCAGGUAUGGUUUUCUCUGCCUGGAGAGGUAAAGUUUCAAUGCAUCUUUUAGUUUCAAAACAAGAAAUUGAAUCUUAUAAAGGUAUUUUCCAUGUCAUCGAUGAUCCAGUAUCUCCAACUAAUAAUACUGCUAUCGAAUCAGUUAAAAAAGAUGAAUCAAAAGAAAUUUCUUCUGAAAUUGUCCAAGAUCAACCAAAAGAACAAAAAGAUCAAAAUUGA
This is a messenger RNA of Dictyostelium discoideum AX4, 2370 nucleotides long. RefSeq names its product NOL1/NOP2/Sun family protein. Lineage: Eukaryota; Evosea; Eumycetozoa; Dictyosteliales; Dictyosteliaceae. Bases 1 to 2370 code for a protein of 789 amino acids. Gene Ontology annotation, molecular function: methyltransferase activity; RNA binding; tRNA (cytidine-N5)-methyltransferase activity. The transcript has a single exon. Gene Ontology annotation, cellular component: nucleus. Gene Ontology annotation, biological process: tRNA methylation. The record is from RefSeq and is a predicted model, not a curated record.